This is a messenger RNA of Manihot esculenta (cassava), 747 nucleotides long. RefSeq lists its product as uncharacterized. Gene Ontology annotation, cellular component: cytochrome b6f complex. The coding region runs from base 175 to 549 and encodes 124 amino acids. The record is from RefSeq and is a predicted model, not a curated record. The transcript has 2 exons. NCBI's taxonomy places the organism in Eukaryota, Viridiplantae, Streptophyta, Magnoliopsida, Malpighiales, Euphorbiaceae.
CUUUACCUAAAAACAAAAGCUCAUCUAAUCUGCUUCUCAACCAUCCAUCUCAUAUGAACCUUAUCCAUCUCUUCCCAUACAAAAUCUCCUUUUCCUUCCCUCUCUUCAUCAUCUUCACAACUCCACUUACUCCACAAACUCCAUCAAAACCAGCUGGUUUUUGUUCACAGAACAAUGGCAGCAACUUCGGCGGCACUUUCUCCUGCAACAUUUGCAGCGGCGACGAUUUCCAGCCCUAAGAGGAAGAGCAUGAAUGUGAAUUACAUAACUGGGCUGAACUCCUUUGGUGGGUUAAAAGCUCACAACAGUGUGAGCUCAUUAGGGCUGCCUGUGUGCACUGAGCGGUCAUUUGCAAAGGUGGUGAGCUCUCUGAGGACCUCAUCAAACAGGAAAGGCAGAGGUGGUGGUGGUGGUGCACUCUCUUCAACUUGCAGUGCUAUUGAUGAGAUUUUCAGGAUUGCAGCAAUCAUGAAUGGGCUUGUUCUUGUUGGAGUUGCAGUGGGAUUUGUUCUUCUUCGAGUUGAAGCAUUUGUUGAGGAAUCUGAGUGAGAAACUCUUAAAUUUGGUGCCUGAUUCCUUCAGUGUUCUUCAUUGCAUCUUUCUUCUGUUAUUCAAUUUCAUGUAGUUAUUAGAGAUUGAAUUCCUAUUUUGAAACUGUAUAAAUAAUUCAAUACAUGAAUUCUGUUCUAGUUUUGAACAGAAUUAGAAAAUUUGAAUUAAUGGCAAGAUAAUCAAAUUGAAAAAUGA